AGGUCAGCCACGCCCCCUUUCCCUUGCAGUGGGGGAUCAGGGGCUGCCUCGCCUCGAGCCCCCCCCGGGACGGGGGGAGGGGCCGCGGUUGGAGGUGCCGCCAUCCCCCUCUCUCUGGGCAGGCGGAGGUGUGAGCCCCAUCCCCCCCACAAUGCAGUGCGCGGCGCGGCUGACAUGGCGGCCGGGCCGGAUUGAGCCGCUCGCAUCGGGGCCUCCAGAGCCGGGCAUGGGGGGGGCGCAGCCUCAGCGCCCCUAGGGCAGCAGCCAGCAGACAAUCAGCCAGAUUCCUGUGCCCAAACAGUGGACUUUAAUUGACAUCAUAUUACUGGAGAAUUGCGUUUCAAGUAGUCUCAAGUGACGGAAGAAGCAGGUCUUCACUAUGAUGGAAGAGGCCAAGAGCUCAAAAAAUGGAAAUCAUGACCCAAGAAAGUCUACCCGUGUUGUCUGUGAAGAAGGCAAAGCAGUCAGAGUUAUAAACAAUCAGAAUUAUAAACACAAUAGAAAUGAUAAAUCUGUAAAAGAUGCUGGGAGAAGUUCUCCAAGUGGAAGCAGUAGCAAAAAGAGUAAACAAAAUGAUGUUUGUUCUGAAAAAUCAGGAGAAAAUAAAUCAUGUAAAGUAAAUAGUUGCAUUCCUGGAUCUAAAGAUGUGGGGUCAAACCUUCAGGAUCGAAGUCAUGGCAAAGCAAAAAAAAUAUCUUAUUUACCAGCAGCAGUAGAAAACCUGAAACAGACAAAAGUUCAGCAGACAGGAGAAAAGUCUCUAAACUCCCAUAUUUCUGGGAAUGGAAUCAGUAUGGAAACCUUACCAGCUACACAAAGAGGGAAAUUGGUAUUGGAAAAUACACCAGGAGUUCAUAUGUCAAAAACAAGCAUGGAUCAGACUGGUGACUCUGGUAAGACAGUUUCAAAUCAAAGAACAGUGGAGCACAAGUCUGAUGACUUCAGCAUAAUGAAGAAUCCUGAAUCAGCUAAAGAACAUAAUUUGGAGACUGAGUAUUUAGAAAACACUGUUGUAAUUGAUGAGUCUACUCUGACAGCAGAACAGCAGCUAGGCUUGAAACAAGCAGAAGAGCGACUGGAAAGAGAUUAUAUCUCCCGACUGGAAAAACGCUCCCCAGAAUAUGCCAACUGCCAGUAUCUAUGCAAACUCUGCUUGGUUCACAUUGAAAAUAUCCAGGGAGCUCACAAGCACAUUAAAGAAAAACGCCAUAAGAAAAAUAUAAUGGAAAAACAGGAAGAAAAUGAGCUGCGUGGCCUCCCACCUUCCUCCCCUGCACAGGUGGCUGCUUUGACUUUUACGCUCAUGGAGGCAGCAAAUGAACAAGGCAUAUCAGAUGGUGACUUCAGAAUCCGCCAAGAAAUUGUAAACGAGAUGGAGAAGAUUAUUCAACAGCCCUUACCAGAGUGUUCACUGAGGAUGUAUGGCUCCUGUCUAACUAGAUUUGCUUUUAAAACCAGUGAUGUUAAUAUUGACAUAAAAUUUCCCUCCAAGAUGAGUCACCCGGAUGUUCUGAUACAGGUGCUUGACAUUUUAAAAAACUCUGCUUUUUACUCAGAUGUGGAGUCUGAUUUCCAUGCCAAAGUUCCUGUUGUCUUUUGCAAAGAUGUUAAAAGUGGUUUAACUUGUAAAGUGAGUGCUAGAAAUGAUGUGGCCUGUCUUACAACUGACUUGCUGGCUGCACUUGGCAAACUGGAACCUGUCCUUGCUCCCUUGGUGUUGGCUUUCCGCUACUGGGCUAGAUUGUGCCAUAUUGACUGCCAGGCAGAAGGUGGGAUUCCCUCAUAUUCUUUUGCCUUAAUGGUGAUAUUUUUUCUUCAACAAAGAAAACCACCCAUUUUACCAUCCUAUUUAGGCACUUGGAUUGAAGGCUUUGAUUUAAAGAGGGCAGAUGACUACACACUGAGAGGUAUAGAAGAGGAGAAGUUUUUAAGAUGGGAGUACAAGCCAGCGAAUAAUGGAGCGGGGAAAAAUUCAAGUGGUGUAGAAGACAAAGCUAAAGCUGAACAGCAAAAAGGUGGUAAGAAGUCAACAAGCUCAGAAACGGACAACCAAAGUAAUGCGAAGGAGAAACAUGGCAAAUCUCCCUUAGCAUUUGAAAAACCCCACCAAAUAUCCCUGGGGCAACUGUGGUUAGAACUGUUGAAGUUUUACACACUGGAAUUUGCUUUGGAGGAAUAUGUCAUCAGCGUACGGGUACAAGAACUCUUAACCAGAGAGAACAAAAACUGGCCUAAAAGGCGAAUAGCCAUUGAAGAUCCUUUUGCACUAAAGAGGAAUGUUGCACGAAGCCUAAAUAGCCAGAUGGUGUUUGAGUACAUCCUGGAGCGAUUCAGGACAGCGUAUAAAUAUUUUGCAUGUCCACAAACUAAAGAUGGGAUUAAAUCCAAAUCAGAUACCAAGAAAAAAGAAAAGGAAAAAAUUAGCAGCAAGAAAUCUGCAAAAUCUGGAGAAACUGUAGCCAACUGUUGCCUUCCACAGGGAGAAAACUUUUUAGAGAAACAGAAUGCAGGAAAUGGAUGUAGUGUACAAGAAUAUGAACUUGAAUGUAAUGAAGUAGAAUUUACAUCCAAGAAAUGUAUUUCUGAGAACACAGACAGUUUGUUAGUAAAUAAGACAGAUGCGUUGGAUUCCAAUUAUGAUGAAGACGGAGAGGAAACAAUAUCUCUUAUUUCUAAAGAAUGCUGUGAAUUAAAGCAAAAAUCACUCAAAGAGGAAGAUGAUCUAGAGCUUUCAGAAAUUUGUCUAACUAAGGACAAGCUAAGCCACCAUUGUAAUUGCAGUGAACGUUGGUUCCAUGACCCAAAUUCUGUUAAUGAAUUUGUUGAUGUUGAAAGUGGACAGAGUUCAGUAAUGGAGUGUUCACAGAAGAAUAAGUGCACUAGCACAUCAGCUACCUCCCACAACUGCAAAGCAAUGGUAGAUGUUUGUAACCUUAAAGAUGAAGAUAAACUCUCCGGAGAAGAAAUGCAUUAUGUGUUUGAUAAAUUUAUUUUGACUUCUGGAAAGCCUCCAACUAUAGUAUGCAGCAUCUGCAAACGUGAUGGCCAUUCCAAAAAUGACUGCCCAGAGGAUUUUAAGAAAAUUGAUCUAAAACCACUACCACCAAUGACAAACAGAUUUCGGGAAAUACUUGAUAUAGUAUGUAAGAGAUGCUUUGAUGAAUUAUCACCUCCUUUCUCUGAGCAACAAAACAGAGAACAAAUUCUGGCAAGUUUGGAAAGAUUUAUUAGAAAAGAAUACAACGAUAAAGCCAGACUGUGCUUAUUUGGCUCUUCAAAAAAUGGAUUUGGAUUCCGGGACAGUGAUCUAGAUAUCUGCAUGACCUUGGAAGGCCAUGAAAAUGCAGAGAAACUAAAUUGUAAGGAAAUAAUUGAAGGUUUGGCAAAAAUUCUUAAAAAGCAUCCAGGUUUAAAAAACAUCUUGCCUAUAACAACAGCCAAAGUGCCUAUAGUAAAAUUUGAACACAGACGGAGUGGCUUAGAGGGAGACAUCAGCUUAUACAAUACACUAGCACAGCAUAACACAAGAAUGCUGGCUACAUAUGCAGCUAUUGAUCCUAGAGUGCAAUAUUUGGGAUAUACAAUGAAAGUUUUUGCUAAGCGCUGCGACAUUGGAGAUGCAUCCAGAGGAAGCCUAUCUUCAUAUGCGUAUAUCCUGAUGGUGUUGUACUUUCUGCAACAGAGAAAUCCCCCAGUUAUCCCAGUUCUUCAGGAGAUAUUUGAUGGAAAACAGAUUCCUCAGAGAAUGGUUGAUGGGUGGAAUGCCUUUUUCUUUGAUGACAUGGAAGAGCUGAAGAAGCGUUUGCCUUCACUUGGAAAGAACACUGAGUCACUUGGAGAACUCUGGUUAGGGUUGCUGCGAUUCUACACUGAAGAAUUUGACUUCAAGGAAUAUGUGAUCAGCAUUCGGCAGAAGAAACUGCUAACCACCUUUGAGAAACAGUGGACAUCCAAAUGUAUUGCCAUUGAAGAUCCUUUUGACUUGAAUCAUAAUCUUGGUGCUGGAGUCUCCAGAAAAAUGACCAAUUUCAUAAUGAAGGCAUUUAUCAAUGGGAGAAAACUGUUUGGUACCCCAUUCUAUCCAGUCCUGGGAAGAGAAGCUGAAUACUUCUUUGACUCCAAAGUAUUGACAGAUGGCGAGCUGGCACCCAAUGAUAGAUGCUGCCGUGUCUGUGGAAAAAUUGGUCACUACAUGAAAGACUGUCCAAAAAGGAGAAGGCUGAAGAAGAAGGAGAAUGAGAAAGACGAUGAAAAAGAAGUGAAGGAAGAGGACAGGGAGACUAGAGAGAAGAGAUGUUUCAUCUGUGGGGAUGUGGGACAUGUUCGAAGGGAUUGUCCUGAAUUCAAACAAACUCGACAGAGAACUAACAGCGUUCCAGGUGCCCAGUUGGUCCGAAGCUUGGUAAAUGCACAGCUAGUGACAGGUUCAGUUCAACAGCAAGUGGAACGACCAUUACGUACCAGACAACCAUCAGAAUGUUCUGAUUCGCAUCAGUCAUCUUACUCUCCACAGCCUCAGCAAUUUACACAGAAUUCCUCUCAACCAGCCUCUAUUAACCAGGCUCAGCCACAACCAAUGUCCCAGUCUAAGCACGUUCCACAGCCACAGCAGGGUGCACAGCCACCCCAUCAGGUCCAGCUGCCUUUGUUUAACUUUACCCAAUCUCCCCCAGGUCAGUAUUCCACCUUGCAUAACCUGGGACUACUUCAGAUGCACCAUCACCACCAAAUUCAGCUUCCCAACACUUCGUGGCCUAUUCAUGGGCCCGUUAUUCAUUCUGCACCGGGUAACCCUCCUCAUUCAACAAAUGUUCCAUUUUCUGUGAGGUCUGGCAGCAGCAACACCACAAAUAACCAGAGCAGUGUAAGCUUGAAUGAUCCCAGUAUCAUCUUUGCACAGCCUGCUGCCAGGCCCAUGGGAAUUCCCAGCACUUCUCAUGAGGGACACUGGCACAACCCCGUGACUCCAAACUCACUGGUGAACAAUGGCACUGUGGGGAAUUCAGAACAGGGUUUCCAAGGACAGUUUGGUAAAAUGAACCCUCCUUCUGUCUCUUGGGACCAUGGGACCCCUACCCAUUUUCCUCUCCUUCGAGGAGUGUGGCCUUACAAUAUGCCUCAGAACUACAUGCAGCAGGGAAAUGCCAGCUAUCCACCGAACAAACCUUUCUACCCUCAAGCUGGUCCACUGAUGCAGAAUAACCAGCGGUUCUCGCUUCUGUCUCAAGGACACCCACACUUGAAUAUGAAUUACAUUCAACAGAAAAAAUGAAAUGUAAUGGGAGGGGGGAGAAAAAUCAGGUUCUGAUUUAAAAUCUUAAUGCAACAUGUUUAGAUACAAGAUUAUUUAAGACUUUUUAAACUGUAUCAUUUGUAUAUAGAUAUGAUCUAUAGUUUUUACUAGUAUCACAAAAUUGAGUGAUACAAAUUUCAUCUAUUUUAUUACCCUAUUUUUAAGGGCAAUUGUGUUUUUGUUUUAUCUUGGUAAACUGUAAAGAGAGAAUUUUUAAAAUUAAGUUCUUUAUUUUCUAUUAGCUGUAUUCAUACUUUGGUUGCUUCAAACUUUAUAUAUAUUGUUCUAAAAAUAAAAUUAGAAAGGGAUUUCAUGUGUUUUAAAAAAAUUGUCACUUCUAUUCUUUACAGAACUAUGUAGUGCCAAAAAAAUUUUUAAAGGAGAAAAUAAAACAAGUGCAAAACCAGGA
This is a messenger RNA of Gopherus evgoodei (Goodes thornscrub tortoise), 5702 nucleotides long. RefSeq names its product terminal uridylyl transferase 4 (gene TUT4). The transcript has 30 exons. Bases 380 to 5272 code for a protein of 1630 amino acids. The record is from RefSeq and is a predicted model, not a curated record. NCBI's taxonomy places the organism in Eukaryota, Metazoa, Chordata, Testudines, Testudinidae. Gene Ontology annotation, molecular function: RNA uridylyltransferase activity; nucleic acid binding; zinc ion binding.